GAUGUGCAAGUCAGAAAGACGGUGUGGAAAGACAGACCAAUAGGGAGAGACACGGCUCAUUAAGCUGCAGAGUAAAUGUAAUAAUGAAACAGAGUGAAAACAGAGGAAAGGUCAAGAGAAGAGAGGAGUGACAGAGCAAAAUGGAGAACUAACAGCAACACAAGUACCAGAAGGAGUGAGAAGGAUGGAGAAAAGGGCUGGAAUUCUAUGCAUCUGGAUGUGAGGGGGAGCUCUAAGUAUUCAUCAAAACACCUCUAAUGACGUAUUGUACUUAACUUCUGGGAUCUUUGAUGGAGAUUGAGAUUGUGAUGAACACUUAGCAGAAACAUGGGAGAUGGAUGUUCUGAGCUAAGGAGAAAAGCUGAAAGCCUGCUGGUAAAUGGAUAUGACUGCACUCGAUGACUAUCCAUCCAGACUCUUUACUGUUAAUAAAGGGCAACUAAAGGGACCAUAUAUUCAAAGUAAAAAGUGACGCAUAUAACAUUAAGUCAAUGCACUCUAAUUAUUGACUGUUAAGAUAGUUUGGAAAAAAAAAAAACUUAAAAGCCUGUGGUUGCCAAUUGGGUGUUGAUGUAAGUACUUGGGAAGUGCAAAUCAAAUCAAUGGGGAAGCAGAGACUACUUGGAAGAAACUAUUAUCAGGUUGACUUGAGAAAAGCAUCCUGAUUCUUAGGCAGCACUUAAUGUGUCUUGCUUUUAAAACAACUGAAACCCGCUGUCACCUACUGGAGUAAUCAUGCAAGGCAGAUUCUAAUUUGGGAUAUCCAUUGUAUCUUUUGACAACACAUUGCUCCGUCAGCCCAAUAUGUUCUUCAACUGUUUACACAGUUUGGUCUUUCCACAAUUUGGCAUCUGAUUUUCCAAAAACACUGGGACGUGCUCAAAGCUUAUUUGUUCUCAUAAAUUCAGGUUCAUUUGCAAAAAUUCCUUGCAGUAUACUGCCAGCACCAUGUUGUCGGCUUGGGGUGUGGCCAUAACCUUGAUACUGGGCUCAGUCCCACUGAAACAGGCUGGAGGCAGCUGUCCUUCAAAGUGUCUGUGUGCAUCUGAUAUCCUUAGCUGCAGCUCCCUCGGCUUGGAGCAACUGCCUGCCACACUGCCCACAACAGCUGCCACACUAGACUUUAACCACAAUCAACUAUCACAACUUGAAGAACACAGUUUUGCAGAACUGCCUCGGCUGGAUACACUACAACUGGCCCACAACCGACUUAGCAGACUGGCACGAGGGACCUUCCAAAAUGCUAGCAGCCUGAGGCACCUGGAUCUGUCAUCCAACCUCUUCUAUGUUGUGGAGCAGCAUUACUUCCAAGAGCUGGUCGGGAUGGAAGAGCUGCUUCUCUUCAACAACCGCAUCACCCAAGUGGAGAGUCGGGCAUUAGCCGGGCUUAGCAACCUGCACAAGGCCUACCUGAGUCACAACCUUCUCACAGACUUCCCCUUUUUCUCAAUACAGGAGCACAGCCACCCUUUGCUGAGCACACUGGACCUUUCUUCCAAUCGCCUGCCCAAACUACCACUAGAGGACAUCUGGGCCUUGCCUGCUGCAGUGCAGAGUGGUCUCUUUCUACAUAACAACACACUGAUCUGUGACUGCUCCAUGUACAGCCUUUUUCAUCACUGGGAGCAGCGGGGCUUUGCCUCAGCUAGGGAUUACCACCAUGAGCACACCUGUCUGUUGUAUGGAGAACGAAGAGCUUCUGUACGAUUCUUCCAGCAUAGACGCUUCUUUGAAAACUGCACCUUGCACAUACAACAGGGGUUGGUGGGCGAAAAAGACAACAGCUUGCAGGCCUAUGUCGGUGAUUCAAUCACACUUGAGUGCCAGACUUCACUGAGAGGGGAACAGAUGAGACAUGUAUGGGUUUCGCCCCAGCGGGAGUACAUUGCCCCUCCAGGCAACAAUAAUUCACUGCGCAUGCAUGCUAACGGAAGUCUGGAAAUCAUCUCAGCACAGGUCAAAGAUUCUGGGGUGUACUGGUGUAUGGCCCUGGACCACCAGCGCAAUGAGACACAAGAGGUAAAUGUGACAGUGGUAUCACGCCAUGUGGAGUAUGAGCCCUUCAAUACCGGCUUCACUACCCUCCUAGGCUGUGUGGUGAGCCUGGUGCUGGUCCUGAUGUACCUGUACCUGACACCCUGUCGUUGUUGGUGCCGUAAGCAGCCCCCUGCACCCACUACCCCCAGCCCAGCCAAUGAGUGCAGUGCGCAAUCAUCCAUCCUAACACCCACGCCCCCCGCCACCACUGAGGGACCCGGCCGUAAGCAGCAUCUCAGAAUCUCUCCCUGGACAUCCUGACCUGCUUUGAUCACCAGCACCAUCCUUCAGACUGGAUUUUGACACAGCUUGUGUAAUCUAACCCUUACUAUUGACCAUGAUGUUAUAAUAAGAUAUGUAAUAAGAAGUGUAAAUUGUAUUCUAGGAAAUCACAUUACCAUUGAUGUUAUGUUACACCUAAACCUUACAUAACCUUGGAUACCAAAUUGUUUGAAAUGAUAAGUUAUGAAAACUGAAAAGGCCAACCACCAUAAGUGACUCAAAGGACUACAAUGUUAUAUUAAGCAGGAAAAAGUUGCAAAAUUGAUGAAAACAUAAUCCAAAAAAGGAAAGAGCAAAAUAGUAGCAAGAAAUUUGGUGAACUUGGUGACACUAAUGAUGUCUGAGUUUCAAUUCUUCUCCCCCUCUCUUUAUUCUUUCCCUCUCAGGCAGACAAUGACCAAUCACUGCCCUGUCCCUGAUCUAUGGACCACCUCUUCAUCUCCACAGCAACCUGCAAGGACGGCACAGCAGACAUGACUCCCACUAACUAUGAAUACAUAUCACUCAAGAACCUCUCCGUCCACAGCAAACACAUCAUUCAGCCCCAAACCCUAUACAACAACCCUCAGCUGGACACAUGCCAUAUGAUACAAACAACUCAGUCCAUGUCAACUCAGUCAAUACUGUUGAUCACAUAACAUUUUUACUCUAUGUAUCAAUUUAGGAUACCUACUGAAAUGUCUGUAUAACAUGUAAUUUGCAUACACCAGCGCAUGUACAUAUAACAUUAUAGCUACGUAGUUUAGGGAAGGUAAAAUUAUUGAGAAGAUUGAACUACAAAAAAAAGGAGGUUAAAAGAUUUGUAACACCAGCCACUAAAUCUGUUAGGGCCCGGACACACCAACCCGAUUAUCGGCCAUCGGACGUCGUCAGACAGUCAGGCGAGGUUGGUGACUCGAGUCGGUUCGGUGUGUCCCAUGCCAUCGUCGGUCGGAGUCGAUAUUGGUGUUCAUUUUGGCCGAUUACACAUGUCCAAUCGGCCAGUGGCCGUCGGCCUCAAUGACCAAUCUGAUUGGUGGAGUGCUAAAACCCUUGACUAGCCUAAACAUGAUCUCAGAUUAGUAGGCCUAUGACAAUUAGCCCUACAUUCAGCGAUGUAAGUUAUGAACCCAUUUUGA
Alosa sapidissima (American shad) is the source of this 3437-nucleotide messenger RNA. It is a transcript of the gene amigo3, whose product is annotated as adhesion molecule with Ig-like domain 3. The transcript is spliced from 3 exons. Gene Ontology annotation, molecular function: protein binding. NCBI's taxonomy places the organism in Eukaryota, Metazoa, Chordata, Actinopteri, Clupeiformes, Clupeidae. Gene Ontology annotation, biological process: brain development. Bases 949 to 2298 code for a protein of 449 amino acids. The record is from RefSeq and is a predicted model, not a curated record.